This is a messenger RNA of Gymnodraco acuticeps, 2062 nucleotides long. RefSeq names its product BLOC-1 related complex subunit 7 (gene borcs7). Gene Ontology annotation, cellular component: BORC complex. The coding region runs from base 21 to 341 and encodes 106 amino acids. The record is from RefSeq and is a predicted model, not a curated record. The transcript is spliced from 5 exons. NCBI's taxonomy places the organism in Eukaryota, Metazoa, Chordata, Actinopteri, Perciformes, Bathydraconidae.
AAAGUGAGAGGAUCGCUCUGAUGGACGCGCUGCGGUGUAUUUUGACCCUGCUCUCUCGCCGUCUCCAGCACAAACACAACAUGGCGUCAACAGAGACCCAGCCGCGGUUCGGCCAGUCUGUUAAAGGCUUACUCUCCGACAAGGUGGGCUCCUGUAGCGGGGAUGUGAUCGCCCUGACCCGCCAAGUGCUGAAGGGAUCCCGCAGUCAGGAGCUUCUGGGACAAGCAGCAAGGAAUAUGGUGAUCCAGGAGGACGCUAUCCUUCACUCUGAGGAUAGUCUGAGAAAAAUGUCCAUAAUCACGACACAUCUACAAUACCAGAGGCCAUCCAGAAGAAUGUAGAGCACUCAAAAAACCUGCAGGACCAGCUGAGACACCUUCUGAAGUGAUGCCCCCCCCCAACACUAACACCAAGCCUCUACAAUGCAACGGCCUGGGACAUUUUUUUAUUCAAUAAUGUCAAAUGUUAUAAAUCAAUUGUAUUACGUUAACCCACAUGUGUCAAACUCAAGGCCCGGGGGCCAAAUCAGGCCCUUGGCGGAUUUAAUUUCGGUCCGCAGGAUAAUCUUUAAUUACUAUUAGAUCUGGCCCACCGGUAUAUUGCACGCACACCUUCACUCCAUCCUGAGGGUCUCCUCAGCUCAGAGGCUGAGCCCAAACAUUGAUGACCUUGCACCCAAGAUGAGACGCCAAGUAUCUGAACUAGCAUCACAGAGCAGCACACUGAGUUUAAUGGAUGCUUCCUUCUGCACUUUCUCUCACGCCAACAGGGCAUGUUUGGUUUUCUCUUUGAGGGGAAUAGUUUUGUUGAAGCUGUUGUUGGCCUGUGGGAAAAUGUACUCAUAAGAAAUGACUCUGGAAAAGCUGCAGAUAGAGCCAUAAGAAAUGAAUGCAACUGAUUAUUUAAUGUGUAAUGUUGUUUUUAUAGGCAAUCAUUUAAGCUUUGUUAGUUCCAGGUUUAAUAUGUGCAAUAAGUUCAUUUCAAUGAGUUUUGCGAUAAACAUUGCAGGGCCCUCGACUAGUACCCAUUUUUUUAUUUUGGCCCACUGUGUAUUUGAGUUUUGACCCCCCUGCGUUAAUGUAUUCAAUUCUUUGUUUGUGUCAUCUUGUCUAACGUAACGGCGCCCUGUAAAUCAGACUGCCUACAGCUAAAGGUAAAGGGACACAUUGUUCUCAGUGGAGUCAGAGACCUUACCAGCGCAUAACUUCUGUAAUACUACAUAUAUAUAUUAUAUGUAGUAUUACAGAAGUUAUUGAUUGAUGCUAUUUUAACAUGCACAGCCUCAGACCACAGAUUAGGAAAGACUGUAAUCACAGAUUGAAGUAUUGCGGGGGCACCGUUCAGACCCAGCAGUGUUACAGAAUAUGACAGGUGGAAGGUCAUAAUUCAAAGAAGUUUUGUCCACAAAGCUGAGCCCUGGACAGUUAUCGGCAGCCUGAGGGCCGAACAGCUGCUUGGCCCUGACUCUGUCCCUGAGGCUCUCCCUGCUGCACGUGGCCCCCACUGGCCCUCAGCCCCUCAGCAUACCCCUGUUUGUAGGUUGUUCUGGAAAUGUUAUACAUUCAUCAGGAUGCAGCUCUGAGAGAAACAUGACUGUGUGACAUAUUUGUGAGCCAUGGAGAGGAUAAACUAUACUGAGGGCAUGAUUUAGCUAUUCAUAUGAAUGGAUUCUUACUUCGAUCUUUCCUAUGUUUUGACACAAAGGGUAUCCUUAAAGAAUGUGCACAGUCUGUCAUGCAGACGUUUUUCAUUCCCAGUUAUCUCUUUUCAGGAUGGUUCAGGUUUUGAUGAGGUGGCAAUGAAUGUGCCCCGCCAGCUAAUAAUCCCCCUAAUGUAGGAAUACUGCUCUCUGCACACACACUGCUCUCUGCACACACACUGCUCUCUGCACACACACUAGUGUCAUCACACUGUGUGCCUGACGUGUGAGACAUCUUCAUGAUUCUUUGAAUCAUGGUACUUUUGAUUCUAUAUAAUUGUUUUUUUUAUAUCUAUUAAAACAACUUAGUUACUUAUCUUUGAGAAGUAAAGAGCUUUACAAAUAAAGUUAUUGUUAUGGUAA